AUGCGAGCCGCGUUAUAUCUUGCGUCGCUUUUCGCGCUCGCAUCCUCUAAUUCUGAUUAUGAAGACCAUGAAGCUCCUCCUAGAGCCAUUACACAAAAUGGCACAGUUCAAGGGUUUCGUCUACCGGACUUCAAGGAGGAUGUUUUCUUAGGGAUUCCAUUUGCUGCUCCCCCAGUUGGAGAUUUGAGAUUAAGACGUCCACAGCCGUACCUUAACACGUGGGAAGGUGUGAAAAAUGCUACGGUUAGAAGCCCGAGCUGCCCUGGAUACGCUGGUUUUGAUGUUGGGCUGGCUCUGGGAGAAGACUGUUUGACAUUGGACGUUGUCAGGCCCUCGGGUACAACGGCUGGACAUAGACUUCCCGUACUAGUAUGGAUAUAUGGAGGAGGAUUCGAUGCUGGGGGAAGUGCAGAUUCGAGAUACAACACCUCAUACCUUGUUAAUGCAUCUGUUGCGAUUGACAAACCUAUCAUAGUGAUUUCAAUCAACUAUCGUGUAGGAGGAUGGGGAUUCUUGGCAUCUGAAGAGGUUGUCGCAGCUGGCGAAUUAAACAUUGGACUUUUUGAUCAGCGACUCGCACUCAAGUGGAUACAAGAAAAUGUAUGGGCUUUUGGCGGGGAUCCAAAGAAGGUCACCAUCUCAGGGGAAAGUGCUGGCGGAUUCAGCGUAGGCUACCACCUCACUGCCUUUGACGGCAAGCAUGAUGGUCUUUUCAGAGCUGCAAUACUAGAAAGCGGCAAUGCUUUAGGCCCAGGAAUCAACUCUAUUGCGCAGCUCAAUACGACAUACCAACCAACUUUUGACAAUGUUACGGAAACGGUGGGAUGUUCAGAGGCAGCUGAUCCACUGGACUGCCUCCGAACUGUUCCUUACGAAACGCUAUUUGACGCUUUCUCGCCAUUUGUCAUGACUCCUGUCCUUGACGGGGAAUUCCUCACCCAACUUCCCUCGACAUCAUUCAGCCUAGGGAAAGUUGCACCCGUUGCUAUACUAGCUGGGUCGAACACAGACGAGGGUACUGCUAGCUUUUUCGGCCCGCGAAAUAGUCUCAACACAUCUAGAGAUAUCAGUGCGAUGGUUUCCGGAAUGGGAAUUGGACUCAGCAACAGCACCGUAUCGAAGAUCAUGGAAUUGUAUCCAGAUGAUCCAACACAAGGGUGUCCCUUCAACACUGGAUCGGAGCGAUUUGCUGAUCAAGGGUAUAUGUAUAAACGAGGAGCUGCCAUUGUUGGGGAUGAAGUGAUUCAUGCAGGACGCCGGUUCACUACAAAAUAUUACGCAUCCUUACCGAAUCAUGUGCGGAAUCCUGUAUACAGCUAUCGUUUUGAUCAGCCGCCGUGGAACGGCAUUGAGGAAUACGUGGCGACGGUGGCACCUGUAUUCGCAACCCAUUAUUCAGAGGAGAAGAUCUGCUUUGUAUUUAACAUCGACCCAAGUGCCAGCACAGCUAACUCUAAUUGGAUCGGUCCGCAUAGCGAGUAUUAUGAUCUUUCCAACCUGAUGUCAAGAUCAUGGAUCUCUUUCGUGCACGACUUGAACCCCAAUCACCACGGUGUUUGGGGAACUCCCAUAUGGCCUGAGUAUUCUAAUAGUCCGAGUAAUUUUGUAUUCAGGGUUGGAAAAAGUGAAAUCGAGGUCGAUAAUUGGAGAAGUGCCCAGCUUGAGUUUUGGAGCACGAUAUGGGGACAAUUGAAGACAUGA
Lachnellula hyalina is the source of this 1701-nucleotide messenger RNA. Its product is annotated as Lipase. NCBI's taxonomy places the organism in Eukaryota, Fungi, Ascomycota, Leotiomycetes, Helotiales, Lachnaceae. The transcript has 5 exons. The coding region runs from base 1 to 1701 and encodes 566 amino acids. The record is from RefSeq and is a predicted model, not a curated record.